AUCUACAGGCAAUGUUUGGUGAGUGAAAACAUUCAUACAAUAUUUACACACCUAUUCAUACAAUUUUAUGAUUUUUUUCAAGCAUUCAAACUCAAUUACUUCAGAAAUGUGAUUCUGAGGAUUAGCAUUAUACAUCCCUGAGGGCUUUAUUUGAACCUAUUCUUUACAUGUUUGAAAGAUAUAUUUAAUAAGAAAGCAGGUUGAACCAGUUCAAUAUUUUAAUUGAUUACUUUACUGUUUUAGGUGCAACAUUUAUAAAACUUAUUUAAUUUUUGUUAUUGUAUAUUGUUCAAUACAAAAAGUUUAUAUUUUAGGAUAUUGGCGUUUAUUGGAUUUUGAUUAUAUGACUCGAGUUUUCACUUUUAUUUUAAAUCUUGUGGAUUCUAAUUCUUGGCCAAUUAAUGAGAUACCGGAAAUGAAACUAUUAGAUACUUUAGAAGAUUUAGAACCAAGAGAAAUUGUAAAACAAUCUUUAUAUUGGUUUGCUGAUUUCACUGAGAAAGUUGAUGAUGAUGGUGAUAAAUUUUUUAAACUAAAUGAAAGGAAAGUUUGCCGAUUUUAUGCAGAAAUAUUAUUACGACCAGCUGGAAAGUUUUGUCCACAGAUAUAUCUAUGAUGUAAACAUCACAACUACAGG
Molecule: messenger RNA, 637 nt
Organism: Centruroides sculpturatus (bark scorpion)
Lineage: Eukaryota; Metazoa; Arthropoda; Arachnida; Scorpiones; Buthidae
Product: sister chromatid cohesion protein DCC1-like
Exons: 4
Coding region: 344-616 (90 amino acids)
Biological process (GO): mitotic sister chromatid cohesion
Cellular component (GO): Ctf18 RFC-like complex
Source: RefSeq, a predicted model, not a curated record